Messenger RNA from Besnoitia besnoiti, 3270 nucleotides. RefSeq lists its product as uncharacterized. NCBI's taxonomy places the organism in Eukaryota, Apicomplexa, Conoidasida, Eucoccidiorida, Sarcocystidae. Bases 1 to 3270 code for a protein of 1089 amino acids. The transcript is spliced from 8 exons. The record is from RefSeq and is a predicted model, not a curated record.
AUGGCAGAAGCAAGCAGAUACGGGGCUGACAUCGCCGCAGGACCCGAGCGAAGCAGACUGCGGCGCGACGUGAAACGACGCUGGACGUGCCCAGCAGGGGGACGUUUCGGCGUGUUUUUUUCGUCUUUAGGCUCUCGUCUUUUCUUUGUCUCCCUGGUUCUCGGCAACGUGUUUCCUUCCUCUGGCUGGAGCGACGUCGUAGUUGCUGCGAAGGAUGCGCAGCCUGUCUCGCAGGUGCUGCCCGUCAUCACGCCCGCCGAGGAGGACGGCGGAUCGCCCACAGAAAGCACAGGCGCUGCAGGGAGCCGUCUAGAAGAUUUCGCUGUUCCAGCAGUGGCCGGUUCGCCAAAACCCCACCCAGCGCCUGCGCCCUCGUCUCCACCUUCUUCCGCUUUGUCUGCCGCAGAGGUCGCUCCCCUCGCGCGAGUGUCUCCGUCCUUCGUGCCUCCGGUCUUUGCUGCUUGGCGCGCGGACGGCUUCGCAUUUGACAGAACGUCCACGCGCAUUUUCCUUUUUCCCCAAGCUGAGCGAUUCGCAGUUCCGCUUCUCUCGCUGGUCUCUCGAGAGGGUGGCGACGAGCGUCUCGAAGGAGCGCGAGGCGGCGGCGCGGCACCGGGAGAGAAGACGGCACAGGAGGCUCUGACUGUGCCUUCUUCCUCGUCGUCUCUGCGUUCCUCUUCGCCUGCCGGACAGGGCGCUUCCGGACUCGAGGCGCGAAGCCAGUCUCUGCGGAAAGAAGGGGUGGCGCAGCGGGAGCAGAACAGCGGGGUGGGGAGGGCGAGUGAGACGCCUUCCGUACGCUCGCCCUCGCGGACGAACGGGGGGGCAGCCUCAGGGAGAAGAGAGGACGCCCGUUUGACUCGCGCAGUGGUCACAUACUUUCCAGCGACCGGCAAGGACGAAAUAGAGACACUUGAAAGACUCUACGGGCUCGUGGAGUCGUGGAGGUUCACCUUUGGCGUGCUGGAGAGACCAAACGUUGAGGGCGACGCUCUGCACAAUGGCUUCCUCUCCAGCUCGCCCUCGGUGGAGCAAAGCUCCGGGGGCUCCGGAGAGACCGAGCCGGCGCUUCGCCUUCCUCCUGCCGGAGUGCCUCUCAUCAAUGAUUUAAUCAUCUUCGCGGAUCCGCGCUUGCAAUCCUCCAAGCUCCCUCCGGUGUGCGAGCAGCUGCGGCCGUGGGAGGGGCAUCUCCUGGCCUCUCUCCGGCUGCAAUCUCGGUUGGAGACUGUGUCGCUUCUCCGCUCUCUUCGUCUCCCUUCUCCGUCGUCUUCUCCAGUGGCGAGCUCUCCCGAGCUCUCCGCCGCGCCCGCGUCUCCCGGCGUUCAGCCGUCGCCUCGCGUGUCUCCUGCGGCUUCGCUUGCAUUUUUGUCGCUUUUCUCUCGCAAGCGGCUGCGGCGCUUGGCGGCGCGCGUGUCUGGGUCGAACUGGAGACUGCAUCCGAGUCGCUGCUUCGUGAUUUUCACCUUUGUGAAUGGCGUCCGCACACCAGACAGCAGGUGGGAGAAACGGCAUAUCCAGGACGCCGUCGAGGCAGAGCUCGCUUAUUUGGCUGAGCCGAUUAUCGCCACAGUUCUUGACGCGUACGAAGAGGUGCUGAAAAUCCCGUUGACUGCUUUCGUGACUCCGUCGCUGCUGGUUCGCCGAGAGCGACGAACGGCGCAGCCAGCAGCGGAAGCGAGACAAGGAGGACGACGGGCAGGCGUGCUUGGAGCUUCAGGAGAAGAGAGACGGAGAGAUGCAGAAAGCGAAAGAGACGAAUACACAGAGGGAGAAAGCGGCAGAAAAGGAGGAAGGGGAGGAGAAGAAGCCUUGUGGCUUGUCGUUCAGGAAUCCAAGUCCUGCAGCUCUGAGACUAGCAAAAUAGCGGUUGCAGAGUACGCGAGGUUGUUCGGUCUGCAGCACAGAGGCCAGGUCCUUAUCGGCGACGUCUGGCUGGGGCCGUCCCGCGUUGUGGCGCGCCUUUCGAGGCUAGCGUUUCUGAUUGCGAAUUUCCUUCUGCUGCACGACUCAGUGCUUGCGCGUUCAGAGGGCCGCGCGCCAGACUGGUCGCUGGACUGUCUGCCCUCGUACGCUCUGCAAAUUGCGCUCGGGCACCUGGUUGCGCCAGACAUGCUUGUCGUGCACCCUCAGCUGGCGCUAGAUCUUUCCUCCUCGUCGGCAGAGGCGCUGGACGCGAGUCCGUACGCGGCAGAGACUUGGGUGCUAACGGAGAGCGAGAAGCGAACCGGCGCGAGGGCGAAGCUGCAGGAUGAGGCCGCGCGAAAGCGAGAGGCGAACAACAGCGACAGCGUGCUGCUGCGGCUCUAUCGAGACGUCGAGCUUUUUGCGCCUCUUUCUGACCCGUCGUCGUCUCGUUCUGAGGAAGCAGACGGAGGGAGAGAGGGAGAGUCUACAGGCGGCGUGAAGACACUGAGAGACUUUGCAAAGGCGUGUGCGGCCCAUGGGAAACAGCGGCUUCGACAGCGACUUAGAGCCAUUCUGUAUCCCCUCCGCGAGCCACCCGUUUUGCGAGCUGGCGACGAGGUCUUGAAUGCCGUUCCACCCGCCACGUCCUCGCUCGGAGCUUUGGGUGGAGAGCGCAGCAGAGAUUUCCCGAUUUUCCCGACGGCGUACAUUCGCACAGAACUGCGUGAGUUCUUUCGGUGUCCCGCGGAGCAUCCCUACCCUUUCACGCAUCCGGACUUCGCCGAUCACUGCUGCAAAACGCAGCGCGACUGUCACGGAAACGCGUUGACUUCCCUUUCCUCGUGCUGCUACAACGACGAGCAGACGCAGUGCCGCGCGCCGCCGUGUGAUCCUGGAGCCGAAGAUGCCAGGAUGGAUUCGCCGCCUCCGAUGCCGCCCCACGAGUGUCCGCCGUCCUUUCCGUAUCCGUACAGCGCCGUCGAAACUCUAGCUUUCUGCUGCGCGACAGACAAGGACUGCUGGGGGGAACUCCUCCAUCCCGGUUCGAGUUGCUGCGAGAACCAUGACUAUAUGCAGUGCCCAGAUCCGCCGUGUGCGCCUCACAGAAACGUCCUCUCCGCUUUGGGGGCAGAAGCGCGGUACAGCUUGAGCCCCGAGCGAGCAGCCAGGCAAAACGCAGCGCUGAGCAAGAUUGGUAUGAGUCGAGCGAAGGCGGUCAAGACGUACGUUGAGGUGCUCCAGAAGCUUUGCGUGAUUGAUGACUACAUGAAUGACGCUUUCCGUGAGGACGAGGCAGACUCGAGCGGCAUCGGCGUCGACGAAGACGACCAUGGAACUGACCGUGGCGACGGAAGGCGCCGGUGA